Colletotrichum godetiae is the source of this 631-nucleotide messenger RNA. Its product is annotated as CHY zinc finger protein. Gene Ontology annotation, biological process: protein import into mitochondrial intermembrane space. Gene Ontology annotation, molecular function: zinc ion binding. Gene Ontology annotation, cellular component: mitochondrial intermembrane space. The record is from RefSeq and is a predicted model, not a curated record. Lineage: Eukaryota; Fungi; Ascomycota; Sordariomycetes; Glomerellales; Glomerellaceae. Bases 178 to 546 code for a protein of 122 amino acids. The transcript is spliced from 3 exons.
AAUUUAUCAGCACCGCCAAAUCUUUGAUAGAAGAUUCUCCCCUUUGCCUAAACUAGCCGGCUCACAGCCACGACACGUUCCGUUUGACAGUUGAGAGCGACCCUUACGUUCACCUCUAUAGCUUGAGCACCCGCACUCGCAACAAGAUCUGUUGCUUAGACCAAGAAGACAGUCAUCAUGUGCAAACACGUUCUCAAUGCGCAAGUCGCGAUUAGGUCUCCCUGCUGCAAAAAAUGGUUCGACUGCGCCGAGUGCCACCAUGAGCAGGAAAAGCACCCCCUGCUCCAGAGCCUCGAAAUGGUCUUUGCUUGCAAGAAGUGCAAGAAGUGCUUCCGCAAAGACGCCCAGGAAUUCGAAGACGCCGACGAAUACUGCCCACACUGCGAUAACCACUUCGUCAUCGAAGCAAAGACGCCCAAGGCAGCCAUUUCCGUCGAGGGCGAGGACGCCCGCAAGGAUAGCCGCAUGAUCAAGGACGAGCGUAUCCGCCCAGUCGCCGGACGAUCAAUAUUCGACCCUACCGACGAUGCGGACGUGCUGGGCUAAAUUAGGGAGGUUAGCUGGGUAUCGAGCAUCAGUGUGGCAGCAAGCGAUUUUAUGGACACCGUUUUUGUAGAUUUUCCACGGUCUA